AUGUAUCUCAUUUCUACUAAGUUCGGUAUGAUACCUAAUAUAUGUACUGGAAUAGAUAAUAUAAUAUCUUUAAAUAGAGAUAGAAUAUUGUACAUUGAUGAUUUUGUAUUUGAAGAUUCUAUAUUUUAUAAAAAAGAAAUUAGUUUAAGAGAUUUUUGUAAUAUUCCUAAUCAUAUUAAAAUUUAUUUAAUGUUUAAAACCAAUAAAAAUUUUAAAAAUGGUAAGUUAAGAAUAAUUAACAGUAAAAGAGGAGAUAAAAAAAUUGGUAAGGAAGAAUAUGAAAAGAUAUUAAAAAUAUUAGAUCCCGAUUUCUACCAGGAUUUUGAUGUUCAAAAUACUGUUAUUAGUAAAAAUGGAGAAAAGAUAAUUGUUAAAGACAUAAAAAAUAUAAAAGAUCUUGAUACAAGAGAUACAAGCCUGAUUAGUACAAAUUUUAUAAAUGAGAUGACUGAUAAUGGAUUAAUGUUAAAAAUACAAAAUGACCAGCUUGAUGUUGCAGAAGAAGUUUAUGACUGUGAAUGCUGUGGGAAUUUGUCUAAAGGAUAUCUUUUACAUUUAAAGAAAAUGAAAGAAAUUAAUUUUUUUUAUUACUUAACGAUACACAAUUAUAACACUCUCUAUAAAUUUUUAGAAGGUAAAUAA
Vairimorpha ceranae is the source of this 642-nucleotide messenger RNA. RefSeq lists its product as hypothetical. The coding region runs from base 1 to 642 and encodes 213 amino acids. The transcript has a single exon. The record is from RefSeq and is a predicted model, not a curated record. Gene Ontology annotation, biological process: tRNA modification. Gene Ontology annotation, molecular function: pentosyltransferase activity. Lineage: Eukaryota; Fungi; Microsporidia; Nosematidae.